Messenger RNA from Diabrotica virgifera virgifera (western corn rootworm), 2477 nucleotides. RefSeq lists its product as uncharacterized. The record is from RefSeq and is a predicted model, not a curated record. NCBI's taxonomy places the organism in Eukaryota, Metazoa, Arthropoda, Insecta, Coleoptera, Chrysomelidae. Bases 1911 to 2303 code for a protein of 130 amino acids. The transcript is spliced from 2 exons.
UCUGAAACAGAAUGAAGAAAAUGCCGUAAUGUAAGGUAUUAAAUAUACUUCUAGUCGGACGGAAAACUAAAUGUUAUUAUGUUAUGCUCAAAAGGCCCCUGCAAAGUGUAGAUUUGUGCUUGUUCUUCCAUAAGAAUCAAUGUAAAAGUGCUGCAUUUAAGACAUUUAUUGAACUUGGAUACAUUUUUCAAGGAAGUAUCAGUACUACCAACAUAAAAAGAAGCAGUACGGCCAACUUAGAACAAAUAUUACCAGAAAGUAAAAGAUACUUUGUGAUGAUUAGAUUGGAGCAGGCACAUAAAAUUAUAAGUCGACUCAUUCAUAGUUAAUUCUUCAUUAUUCUAUCACAAGAAGGAUUCAUGGUUAGGAAUUGAAAGUGGGUUUCAUAUAAUUCUUCUUCCUGGUCUAGUUACGAAAAUAUUUGAAAAAUGGGCAACAUAAUUAUGAUAGAUGUCAGCUACUUAGCGAAAGAUGUGGAAAAUGUAUGAAGAGAACCGAUAUACAUAUAUCGAGAUAUGAUGAAUAAACACGACAUUGAAAACUGUUCAGUUAGAUUUGCAUAACAUUUCGGCGAGAAAACUCCCGCCACUUUCAUCACUAACACACUCGAUAACACAAUAAGUUUUCAUUCUUCGAAUAACCGUCAAAGCAGGCACAGCAGUUGCUCCAGUAUGAAACAGUACAUUCAGUUAAACUUGAUUAAGACAUGUAUCGAGCAAGAAUUUAUCCGAACCAGCUACGCAGGCGCGUGUUUACCGGCUAGUUUAAUAUUUCAUGAAGUUGCCAGCCAGUAUGGGAUAAAGACAGAGGUGGUAGUAGGUGCAAAGUUCUACUCAAAUGGAAUUGUAAUUACGCCCCAUUUCUGGAAUGAACAUACGAACUAGUAUACGGCCCAACAGAUGCAAUUACAAAACAUCAUCUACCUCAUCAAAUAGAAUUUACGAUGAAAAAAGGAAUGUUAUGUGUAAAAGCGGCGAAGACAUAAAAAUGUAGAAUAUUUAUUAUGAUUUUCAGAAAAGCAAAUCGACGACUGCCUAUUUUAAAGAGGCUCCUGCAGGUCUGCUGGAAAUACGAAAAAAUAUUUUUAUUACUGUAGCAAAGAUACUUAGGAAAAAAUAAAUAAAUUUUUGAAGUAAUUGUUUUUUAUAUACAACUCAGUUAUUGACAAUGACCUACUUAGCUAUAAAACAAAUAAUUAAAGAAUUAGGUUAUAUUGUUACAAACAAUAUAUCACUUGUUAAUAGGAAGUACGUCAUUGAUGCUUGUAGCAAAAAGGUUGUUGAGCGCAAAGAAAGUGUGAUAGCAGAGAAAGAGAGAGAGAGAUAGAGAGAGUUAGGUGCUGACACGUUCUGUCACGUUCUGUUAGGUGCUGACACGUUCUGUCACGUUAUUUUACGUCACGUUCUGUCACGUUCUGUCACGUUCUGUUGAGUACUGUCACGUGAUUUACGUCAUUCACGUAACGCUCUGUUAGUUACUGUCACGUUCUGUUAGUUACUUAAGUACGUCAUUGAUGCUUGUAGCAAAAAGGUUGUUGAGCGCAAAGAAAGUGUGAUAGCAGAGAAAGAGAGAGAGAGAUAGAGAGAGUUAGGUGCUGACACGUUCUGUCACGUUCUGUUAGGUGCUGACACGUUCUGUCACGUUAUUUUACGUCACGUUCUGUCACGUUCUGUCACGUUAAUACGUGACAGAACUAACAUAUCUGUCAUACUAUGCAAGUCAGAUGCUAGUCAGAUGCAAGUCAGAUGUAUGCCAGAUGCAUGUUAGCUAUAUGUCAGAUGCGAGUUAGCGGAUAUAGAUAAAGGUGUUAACUAGAGAAACGGCAUUCAGAUACAAGAAAAUUAACGGUGAACAUCGUGUCAAGCAGCUUGCUAAGUUAUUAAAAAAAGUAUAAUUCACUCAAAAUAAUAAUGCAACGUGAACAACAACUCAAAACAGUUUUAACACCUAGUACUGAACCUCUUGGAGAACUAAACAAUUAUCUGAAAACUUCACAUCAGACAGAGAAGCAUGAAGAGACCAGCGGACACCAAAACAAUCGUUUGAGAAAUAUGCGCCAGAAGGAUGAAGAAAGCACAGAUGAAGAAGAAGAUGAACACCUUCAAAAAUAUUGGCAUCAUUCACCAGACCUUGAUAGAGCUUAUGGUCCACACUAUGUUUGGAAAACUGAUAAAUGGCUAAUGGGUGAUAUGGAAAUCAAAUUUGCUCCUAAGAAUAUACUGAUUAACGAUAGCAAGUACAAGGCUACUUGUGGGCUAUAUACUAUAAUUUUAUAUGUAUCCUCAAGACUUUACACCAAAUGAUAGCCUAAACUAUAAAAAAAAUAUUAGAAGUCACAGGUGUUCAUAGAGAUUCCCUAGGAUAUUUGAGGCAUCAAGCAUUCCCGGAUAAAUUUAAUAAGAUCAUAAAACCUUUGUUUAAAAAUAACUCAAACAUGCGUCGAAGCCCCUGUGAAAAUGUUCGGAAAACUGAGAAAA